Molecule: messenger RNA, 5544 nt
Organism: Chara braunii
Lineage: Eukaryota; Viridiplantae; Streptophyta; Charophyceae; Charales; Characeae
Source: the annotation of a GenBank genome assembly
ACGGACGACAUAAGCACUGGAGAGAGAUGGACACUGCGAAGAAAGAGCCAGACGUGCUCAAGGAUGCCGAUGGUGAUGCCAUUGUUGCGGCAAGCACAGUUAUUUGCACAGGUGGCGAGAUCGAGACCGGUUGGUCGGCAGAGAAAACUGCGGGGGCCACAGCAGAGGCAUACUUGGACCGUCAAAUUCCGUGGUUAACCUUGCCGCAUGAGGAAGUGCUUGUGGCAGCCUCCUAUCUUGAGGGGAGUGCAGCCAGAUGGUUGAGCGGGUACGUAGAACUUCAAAGCUACGGGCAUGACUUCCGCGCUUGGGCAAUCAACCAGAAACUGGAUGACUUCCUUAAGCUGUUGGAAGAAAGGUGGCAUGAUCUGCAGGAGGCCCAAAAGGCCACUGAUGCGAUCCUGACUUCGAGCUCUAGAACGUUCAAGUACGGUCUGUACGAGUUUGUGGUGAUGCCUUUCGGCCUUUGCAAUGCUCCUGGCACCUUUCAGCACGCCAUGAACCGGAUCUUUCAUGACUACUUGGACAAGUUUGUCAUCGUGUACCUUGAUGACAUACUUAUCUUUAGUAGGAUUGUCGAGGGGCAUGUUGGCCAUUUAGAUAAAGUCCUUAGCCUCCUUCGGCAGCACCAGUUCAAGAUCAACCGGGAGAAGUGUGAGUUUGGUCGCACUCGGAUCUUGUACUUGGGUCAUGAGAUUUCCGCGGAGGGAUUGAAGCCCGAUGAUGCGAAGGUGGCCAGCAUUCGUGACUGGCCGCGUCCUCAGUCUGUGACUGAGAUGAGUGAGUUGUGGAAGGCUGCAGCUGCAGAACAGGGAACACAACUGCAGAUGACUUUUGGGAACCACCCAGAGGCAAAUGGGCAAGCAGAGCAGCUGAACCACGCUGCCCUGGGAGACCGCUUUGCAGAUAAGGAGCGGGCCCGCAAGGCUGCUGACAGGAUUGCUCGCCUGGGCCAGCAACGUUACAGCGGUACCCUGAAGUCCUUAUUUGCAGAGUUUGAGCAGCUAACUUCCACACCUGGACUGGUUAUGUCUGCAGAUGACUUACUGACAAACUUCUGCAGGGCAGCCCCUGAGAAGUUUUCUGCUGCUUCAUACAUCGCUGGGCACAAGGACUGGAGGUCCUUUGGCUGUGCAGCCCUGGACAUGGAGGCAAAACUUCAUGUUCAGGCCCCCUCCUCUGACAGGAGGAAAGGUGCCUUCCCUCGUGGUGGUAGAAAUGGAAAGGCAGCCUUUGCACAUGCAGGGUUUGCGUCAGCUUCUGACUCAGAUUCCCAGGCUGAUACACCAUCAACUGGGACUGGGCCAGCUACUGAAACAGAUGUUGCAGCGGCCCUGACUCAGGCCGUUUUGGGGAUUCUGCAGCAGCAGAAGAGGUUUUCCCCCACCACAGCCUCAGCCAGUGCAAAGGGGAAGGAUAAGGGACUUGAGACUGCAUGUGAUAGAGUGCGUUUGGGGACUGCGUGGGCAGCAUCCUUCUGUUAUGAGGAUCCUGACCCGGAUCAGGACCCGGGGCAGGAUGAGCUUCAGUCACUCGCUGCCUUCUUCUUCCACCUGAAGGAACAGAAGAAGCACAAGUCUGAUCUCAUCCUACUUCGGCCCCUGAUCAACCACAUCAGGAUCAAAGGGCUGUUGGAUUGUGGAGCCACCAGGAACUUUAUAUCUCCCAGUGCUGUUAAGAAACUGCAUCUGGGGAUGAAAGUUCAACAGCUGCAGCAACCUUUGCUGGUCAGGAUAGGCGACUCCACAAUGCUCACCAUCAGGGAGAAGGUUAAGGGAAUCCCUGUGACCUUCGACAGUGCCGGAGAAGUCAGACAUAGUCUGAACUUCUACAUCUUCCCUGACCUACCCUUUGACCUGGUGUUCUCUAUGCAGUGGUUGAGGGCUAGAGUUGAACUACCAAACAGCCAGGGGGUGUAUCAACCAUGCAUGAUAGCUGCUGAUCAUCACCCUAAGACCUCCUGCUACUGCCUACGAGCGAGGGAGUUCCAUGCUCUCUCAUGCCAGUAUCACCAUGAGCAUAUGUUUAUUGCUCUGGUCAAGCAAACAGAUGCUCCCCCUGUUUCCUGCCCUCCUGAAAUACAGCAGGUGGUUGAUCAGUAUGCUGAUCUGAUGAAGGAGCCCUUUGGGUUACCCAACCGACCAACCAAACAUCGGAUUGAGCUACUACCUGGAGCGGUCCCUCCCAAGGGCCGCAUCUACAGGAUGUCCCCUGCCGAGCUCGAGGAGCUCAGAAAGCAGCUCGAGACCCUGACCAGCAAGGGCUGGAUCAGACCCAACACUUCUGAAUUCGGUGCACCCGUUCUCUUUGUGCCCAAAGGGAAUGGCGAGUUCAGAAUGUGCAUUGACUAUAGGGGUCUCAACAAGAUCACUAGGACGAGUACAGAGCCAGUUCCUAGGAUCGAUAACCUUCUGGAUAUGGUGCAGGGUUGCACAGUGUUCAGCAAAGUCGACCUCAAAUCUGGCUACCACCAGAUUGAGAUGGCUGAGGAGGAUGUCUACAAGACAGCCUUCAAGACCAGGUAUGGUACUUACGAGUUCCUAGUCAUGCCAUUCGGACUUUGCAAUGCCCCAGGUACCUUCCAGACAGAGAUGCACCGCAUCUUCAGGCAUUACCUAGACAAGUUUAUGGUUGUCUACCUGGAUGAUAUCCUGGUAUUCAGCAAAACUGUCAGGGAACAUGCGGAGCACUUGGCUUUGGUUCUUGAGUCAUUACGCGACAGCCAGUACAAGAUCAACAGAGAGAAGUCCUCUUUUGGAGUUCCCUCUAUCAUCUACCUGGGUCACGUAAUCUCUGGAGAUGGCCUGGCUCCUGAAGCAGCCAAGAUUGCUGCUAUUCAGGACGAGGAGUGGCAGUCCUACUGUAAGGACUACCUGCACUCACGAUUGGAUAUGACUUCUGGUCAUCAUCCUGAAGCCAAUGGUUUGGCUGAAGUGAUGAACCAAGUGUUAUUCCAAUUGCUGCGUCCUGUCAUCUCUCCAGAUCAACAGGACUGGGAUCUUCACUUGUCUCGAGCACAGCUUGUGUAUAACAUGUCUGUCCAUUCCUCAACUGGGUUCACUCCAUACCGGUUGCACUGGGGACGUGAACCACGACAGCCUCUCGAUGAUAUCAUCGAUAAGGCCAAGUCUUAUGUGACUCUAGGCACUGCAGAGUUCACCAGACGCUACCGCAUAGAUGUGGAAAGAGCACGACCGAACUUGUUCAAAGCCCAAAAGGCGAUGAUUGAACAAGCUAAUCGCCACAGGCGGCCUUCCCCCAUCCGUACUGGUGAUCAUGUCUGGGUAGCCAGUUCAGAGUUGUCGAGGGAGGAGAAUAUCUCCCCCAAGCUGUUGCCUCGUUAUUUGGGUCCAUGGCAGGUCCUAGAUACAGUGGGCGCCGAUCCAUUCGGUCCGUCCUAUGUCAUUGACGUCCCUCUGCAUCUACGCACCUACCCGGUCUUUCAUGCAUCUAAGCUGUUGCCAUUUACUCCAGCUGAUGCAUUCCCUGACCGGUCCCCUCAGUUCGGUCCACCGAUCCCUGGCAAGGGAUAUGACAUGGAGUGGAUUGAGGAUGAGUGGGGCACAGGCCCCGAUCGGCAGUAUCUUGUGAGGUUCGCAUUCCAGCCUCCUUCUGAGAACAUAUGGUUCUACAGAAGGGAACUUCUCAAGACAGCAAAGUCAGUUGUUUUGCAGUAUGAAGCGGCUCAGAAGGGCAACCUUCCUCGCCAGAGGACAUAUGGGAACGGAUCCAAGAUGCCCAAAGAACGCAGACUCUGCAAGGAACAACCGCUGAAACCAACCAGCCUUGAAGAGGUAGAAGGGGAGCCUGGUUUCUGGUUUGUCAGGGAUGCCAAAUAUAUCGGAUGGGUUUUCAACGACAAUCUGGAGACCCCAGAUUGGGUCUGGGUGCUGGAGGGAGCACCCUCGCAAAGGCCAGACAUCUACCCACCUUCAGACAGCAGCUGGCAAACCAAGAAUGUAGGCAGAAAAUCCCCCAAAAUCUUCACAACAGACCAGGUUCUAAACAAACAAAGAGUCCAGGAAGAGAGGAGGUUGAGAGACCUCCAAAUGGACCUAGACGAAACAGGAGAACUGGUUGAAAGAAGAUGGACAGAAGUGGUCAAAGAAAGAGGAUCGGACGGAAUGCAGACAGACCCAGCGGCGAACAACGCAACAAGCAGCACAGUGAUACAAUACACGCGCAAAGGGAACUCAGGAACGGGGCAAAGAAAGGAAACCAUUGCAGAUCAGGAGAACACAGGAGAACAAGAUGUGGAAAUGACAGAGGACAGGAGAAUUGGGGUAAAAAGAAAGGGAGAGGAAAUCACAAAAGAAGAAGCUAUGGGAAGGGAAACAGAGGAGGAAUACCAUCACGGGCAGGAGGAAGAAGAGUGGGAGAAGAUCAAGGAAUACAUCCAAGUAAUGAAAGCUCAGAGGGCAAGUAUGUUCGAAUUACAUAUGGCUUAUGUGAGAGAGGAGGAGAAGGCAAGAGGAGACGAGAUCCCACUCACGACCAACCCCUACGAAGCUCUGAACGAAGAAGAAGAAAUGGUCGAAUACUAUGCCCAACAGUAUUGCAGAAUCAAGAAGGACCAGACAAGGAAGCAAAAGGCAAGAGAGGGGGGUGAAGAGCAGAGAGAAGAAGGAGGAUGGAGAGUGGACAGAUACAAAAUGCCCGAGUUACCAGAGACCUAUAACAAAAAGAGGAAAGCGGAGGAAAAGAAGAAAGGUAACCCGAAAGGAGGCAAAGGAAAGGGAAGCAAAGAACAAGGAGAGAAUGCAAAGGGGCAAGGAGAAGAAGGCAAGAACGGGAACAAGUCKCAGAUGCAACAAGAGCAAGGAGAACAGAUCAAUGAGCGAGAAUCCCUCUUGUUACAGUCCGAAGUCUUGGAAGCACAAGUCCAAAGACUAGCAGACUUGAACGAAGAAAUGAGGCUAAAAACGGUCACAGUGGGAUCUCUGAACGAAUGCACGCAGACCGAAUUCUGGAAUAAGGCGGCAGCAACAAGCAAGAUGAUCCUGCCCUCCAGAACAAUCUUGGCUAUGAUGUUCGAUGAACUGACAGAGGAGUGGCAGAUCGCCACAGCAGCCAACUUCGCCCUUCCCAGACUCCAGAGGGGACAAAGCAUAAAGGAGAAGCUUACAUUUGCAGUUUUAGAAAAAGUACCAACCAAAAUUGGAUUGUUAGGUGCAAUACUGAGAGUGCCCGCCACCAAUGGAAGGGAGAACGACGACAGAGAAGACUCCCUUGAUGUAAGACCAGUUGUGGCCAUAUUCAGCCCAGGAACCUCCUUGAAAGGUAGUCUCCAAUGGAGACCCUGGUGGCAAAUCUCACAGCUGCCUUAUACAGCCCUGGGCACAAGCGUACUGGCAGAAUUACCAGCAGCAAGCCUGGCAAUUACCUUCGCCCUGAAAGUACAUAGGAUGGGACAGAAAGAACUGGGGGACAAACUGAUGGUUCUGCAGGAGGAAGGAGAAGAGACGACCUUGCAAAUAAGCUACCAUUGUAUUCAGAUCCCCUUUUUACGGAGGCUUUGAUCACAAACAAAUAGGCUUAAUGCCG